Messenger RNA from Episyrphus balteatus (marmalade hoverfly), 11454 nucleotides. RefSeq names its product intermembrane lipid transfer protein VPS13B (gene Vps13B). The record is from RefSeq and is a predicted model, not a curated record. Lineage: Eukaryota; Metazoa; Arthropoda; Insecta; Diptera; Syrphidae. Bases 171 to 11381 code for a protein of 3736 amino acids. The transcript is spliced from 17 exons.
AGUUAUUUAUCCGAAAUUGGAAUUUUAAAAAAAUUAAAAAUAUCAACAUAAAAUUGUAUAAAAAAAUGCAAAAUUAAUGUGAAAUUGCUUCAAUUGGCAUGGAUCUAUAAUAAAGUGGUAAAGUUUUUAAAAACAAAACACCCACAAUAGCAAUAAAUUGAAAAAAUAAAAUGUUUAAAUUGGAAUCGUAUAUAACUCCAAUAAUUUUAAAUCAUGUUGCCAAGUAUGUGAAAAAUAUUCGUCCUGAAGAUUCACAGGUAUCUUUGUGGGAAGGUGAAGUUGCAUUUCAAAAUCUUGACCUUCGAUUGGAUGUUCUCGAAGAAGAACUCAAUCUUCCUUUCGAAUUUUUAUCUGGUCAUGUUCAUGAAUUGUCUAUUUUGGUGCCAUGGAUGAAAAUCACUUCGGAACCAAUUAAAAUUACCAUCAACACAAUCGAAUUUGUUCUUAAAUUGAAAGAUUCUAAUUCCGAAUCGCCAUCGCCAAAAAAGACAGAAAAGAAAAAGAGAAUAUCCAAAGUUGAAGAUGGAACACAUCAGCAACAAGGUUAUAUGCCUGGAUUGGUUAAUAAAAUCAUUAAUAAUAUGGUCAUUAAUUGUCACAAUAUCAUUUUGAAAUAUGUGGAAGAGGAUAUUGUUGUUUCGAUGAACAUUCAAUUGUUGUCGUUUAGUUCGGCUGAUGAGUCGUGGAAGCCGGCAUUUACUGAUAUCCAUCCAUUGAGAGUAUUCAUGAGGAAGCUUGUACAAGUCUCUGAUUUGACUAUUUGCUUGGAUAAACGCAAUGCUGCUGGACAAAUUGAUGUGUGUCAGGAACCCAUUUUAUAUCGAUGCUCUCUCGAAAUGCGAAUCGUUCGCAAAUACAACAUAAACACCUUCCAUCUUGGCAGUAUCACCAGAAUUGCAAUUUUUACAAAACUAAUGGAAAUGAAUGUAUCUUCUCUGCAAUUCCCAAUGGCAAUGCGUUUGUUUAAACUGCUUAUGGCUCUCAAAAAUGGCGAGUUAAAAUCUAGGUCCACAGCCAACAUCCAUGACGACGAUAAUGACGUUCAAGAAGGUGCUGCUUCUGCAUCAGGUUCUUAUCUCAAUUGGGCCUGGAAUUUAAUACCGAGUUUUGGCUUAACCGAAUCCGAAGAAGAAGAAACCGUUGAAGAAGAACUCUCCGGUCAGCUAUUAGACAUAGGAAUUUAUGUUGAAGCUUUGAAUUUCACACUUAAGAGUUCAGAGUUUAUAACCGAUUCCAUUGUUGGGGCAACCAAGAAAAUCCGUUACUCUCCAAUUGUAAAAGUAAUUUUGGGCGGCAUGUAUUCCGAGACUGUUAUGAUUUCCGACAAAAAUUGGUCAAACACAAAAUCUGGGUGCUCUAGUAUUGCUAUUGAGCCUCUGGAUGGCUACAAAGAUGAAGACGCUGAUAUGAUAUCGUUGGUAACAUCGGCUCCAUUGUGUACAAAGGCUUUUCUUGACCGCAGUCUCUUCGAUAAGACUUUUGUUGAAAAAGAUUGGAAUGUAACCACCAUUGAAGAAUACAAUGCUAGGGUUACUGAGGAGUAUCUCCUCUAUCGAAGCCCUGCCAUGGCCUUUGAUCUUGUGCAAUAUAAAGAAGAAACUGACGAUGACGAAGUACCUACGUCCAAGUCAGAUGAGAACAAAAUCCGAAUCGUAUAUAGAAUGCUGGCCUCUUCUAUGACCCUAAGGCACAACCAAACCUACUGUCGGAUUGCAGCUGUGCUGCAGGAACUUAUCGCCGCUUAUGACUAUCCGCCAUAUGUUGAUGACAAGACAGACGCGACAGCUGGAUCUCCAAAACUUCACCCACCACUCUUGGAAGACUAUGAUUCUCUAAUGACUGGAAUUCCACUACGAAUUUAUAAAUUCAACCUCAGUGCAAUAAAUAUUGAAUUUCAUCCAAAAACCGAACCACUCAGUAUCAAAACAUCAAAGAAACUUCCAUUGGCUUUGCGUAAAAAUCUACCAUAUUUUAAACUUUCAUUCGAAAAUGUUGAAGGACAAUGGACGACACCGCUUGAUACAGACAAACUUGUUCAUACAACUUGUCAAUUGCCAGAUAAACCAAUUGAACUUUUGAAUGCGUGCUAUGCGAAUGCUCAACUUCGUUUUAAGAAUGUUUCACUUAAACUUAAACAACAGUCGGAGAGUUCGAAAAUAUUCAAUAUUCCCAAAGGAAGUAUUUACUAUGGAGAUUUAUUACAACCGGCUUUGUGGAAAAAUGGAGAAGUUCCUUUGCGUAAGAUCGAUGUUGCAUUUGAUAGCUUCGCACUGGAAUUUUCCAAGAGUGAAUUAGUUCUGGCAUUACGUUUGUGGAAUACAGUUAGAGAAUAUGAUAGCCAAAUUAUUCGACAGAUGUCGAAACAGGAUCCUACUCUAGAAACGAAAUCAGUGAGAGUACGAAGUCAAUUUAAGAAAUUAAGUUUUGAACUUAAAAAACUUAUCUCAACGACAAUGUAUCGAGGAAGUCUUAAGCUAUUGCAGUCGUUUAUAGUUCGUCCUAGUCAGACUGAGGGGCAUUCGAAAAUUAAUCUUUUUACAACUGUUGGUGGGCACAGAAACAAGUGGCUGGAUUGGUAUUUCCAAAUGCCAAAUGAUUUCACAAGCAGUGAUUGUACUAAGUCAGUAGUUGCUUUAUGGAUGGAAGACUAUAAUUUGCUGAUUGAUGAAAAUCUGGUGGAUUUUCUGCAAUUUAUGGAAACACCAGAAACAUUGAUAUCUCAAAAAGCAUUCGCAGAACUUACACCGGAAGCAAAUCCAUCAACUCCACGAGCUCCCAUGGUAAAGCAAUCAUCCAAGAAAUCCUUACAUUCCGAAAGAUUACCAUCACGAAGGAUUAGUUAUCCCGAAGAAACAAUACAUGUCAGUUCAGAAAGAGACGAAAAAGCCAACAUCGAAACAAGUCGAGAAAAAGAACUACGAGAACAAUUCUCUUAUAGUAAAAUCCUUCCAUUCAUCAAGAGCGUAGUUGUAAGAAUUCAAAUUGCCAAAGGCAAUGUUCGUUUGGCUUCAAGUCCAAAUAAACAAUCGCCAAAUAUUGCCAAUUACACUGAAAUCACACUGCCAAAACUUUUAUUCAGUUCAGCAUCUGCUGAACACAUUGAUCGCUUUAACGUACAAAAUGAAUUCAAACUUCAAAAUUCCAAACCAUGCAAAGAUACAUUCCCCUGGACCUGUAGCAUUUCAGAUUUUGCUAUUAAAAGUUCAUUAAACAAUAUUGCCCAAGAAGUCAUACAUCCCAUACAAACCUCAAUAACCAUUGCAAUGACCCACAGGAAAGAAACAUUAAGUGUUUCAAAAACUGAACAGCAACAACAACAAAAACCCACUGUUGUAGAAAAAUCAGAAACAGACAAAACUAAACUAAGUGCAUCACCUACAAUAACAACUGUAGACAGUGGAUUUAGUCCAAGAACAUCAGAAGAUUUCCAUCGCAAGACUACAGCCGGUGGCAGUGUAUCGGCCAACGGAAGAAGCCAAUCUUCUGAAGAAAAUGGACAAAAUAGCAUUGAAUCAGAUAAAAGAAAGAGCUAUUUGCAAGAAGCUGUAGAAAUAGUGUUUUCUGGACGACGAAAGUCACAAACGAGAGAUAUUGUUGCUAUAAGCUUGCAUGUUGACACUUCACCGAUACAUGUUGAAUUUGGUUCAGAGAGAACCCAACUCAUGCUCGAUCACCUGUCAUUCCUUUCAAAAACUGUCGGUUUCUUACAAAUGCCUCAAAAUAAGACAUCCACCCAGGAAAAAGAUGAAAUUCAAAUUGUCACUGCUGCCGAAGAAAAUGCCAAUUUAAAGCAGUUUCUUGAAAUGGACACAAAUUCUGAAACAUCAAUGGCGUCAAUUGAAAAAUCUAGCAGCAAAUUCGUUGCAUCAUAUCUUCUCCAAUGGACUAUUACCAAAUUCACAGCCGAGCUAGAUGCUUCCAAAACUUCGAAAUGUAAACUCGUUUUCGAUAUGGAAGAUCUCAUAACCUCGGUGGACAAACAAGAAGACUUUACCAAAUUUAGCAACAAAGUUGGAACAUUGAAUAUGAGGUUCUUUGAAAUGGGAGCGGGAGAUGAAUUUGUCCUUAGUGAUCGUUUGAGAAUAAAAAUGGUCAAUGAUUCUACCCAUCCAACUCCUUUCUUCAACAUGAUCAUUACCACAGUGAGUGUAAAAAAUUUCUUCAAAAGAAUCGGAGCUAAACGUAAAGAAACUGAUCAUUGUCGUGCUAUUUCGGAAGUUAUUGUAAAAAUGGAAGAAAUCGAAAUGAUUAUUGAUUUGGACAAAUUAGCAAUUCUAGCUCCAGCUUUGAAAGCUCUAACAGGAGGAGAAAGGGUCAUUAAGAAAACUGAACCAACCUCAACAACUCCUUGUACAGCUUACCAAUUGCCAAUGGUGCAUUUAGAAAGCAGAGGCUUUACAGUUUACAUUCCAACAGAAAGUUCAAAAACUUGGUGUUCCGUAGCGAUUUUCAAGACAUAUUUUAUCAAAAUCUCUCCAAAUUUGGAGAACCCUCUACAGCGAUGUCCUGUGCGAACUGAUGUGUUCCAAAAAGCUGCCCAAAUGGGAAUCCUCGGGACACCGGGUUCAGUUAUUGAAGACCGUCAGUAUGAGAUGACUUUUGGAAAUAUAUCAGCAGCAACAGGGAAUUGGAAUGAAAUCCUCACCCACAUGAAAGAGCAUGCCGAUAAUUUCCGGAAUACUAAUCCCGCUUUUGAGUGGAACAAUCAAAGUCGUAAAAACUCACUCGAGUUGAGAAAAAUCUUUAAAAAUAUGACUUUUGUCAUAACAUACGCUCCAUGUAUCACUUGCAAUAAUGUUCUCGUCUGUGGACAAGCCAUCGAGUUUAAUUGUAUGAAUGAUUUGGUUGCUGAUUUGUCUAUGGAUCAGUUGAGUUUAUUAAGUUGUAUUAUCAUAAAAAUGGAGAAUAUCAUGAAACCGAGCAUAAACUCGAGUACGAUUUUGAAAAAAUCAAGAAAAUCCUCAUCGAAGAUUUCUUUGAAGGAUCAAGCAUCGAACAAGAAAUCCAAAGAGUUUAAAUCCACAGCUUCAUUUCAUUCCUUGGAUAAACUAGAUACAAGCCAACGAGAGGAAUCGUUUGAAAAACCAAUCACUGAUUCUGGAUUCUCUUCGAGUAAACGUUCAUUUUCAAAAAAACUAAUCAGAGAUUCAUCUUCAAGUAGUCUAACAACAAGGGCGAAAUGUAUGCCUCACACAACAUCGUUUGUGGCGGGAAUAUUCAUCAUAAACUUGUUCAACUAUUCAAGAAUCGAAAAAAGCGAUUCGACUAUAGUUGAAAAACUUACCCCACUUUUAUCGCUCCAUUGUAAUCAACCGAGUUUUAUGAUCUCACAAACGAUCUUUGAAGUAACCAAGAGGUAUUCUCUCUUUAAUUUUGCCUUUAGUUUAUAUCAUCCAACAGAAGAUGAAGAAAUUAAGAUUGAAAAUGACGACUCUGAGGAUGAAAAACAAGUUCCAGAAACAAUAUUUGAUACAAAACGUGGAGAAGUAGAUUCGUCAGGUAUUCCACCACCCCUUUUCGUUCUAAAAUCUCAUAUAACAAAAUCGAAGAAGCAUGAAAUUGAUUUGAGUUUUAGCAAACCAGCGACAUUAAGACUAUCAGAAACCUCAAUUAAAUUGCUGACAGAGCAUAUGGUAUUGUUCUAUGAGACAUUGCUUGAAAGUUCAUGUUUUAAUGCUCGUUCGGAGAAAUCGAUCUUUCGAGCAACUAAAAUUCAAAUGAUGAAAAAUAUGUUCCUUCAGGCAGAUCGUUUUAAUUUGAAGAUCGAUAUGGUUUCUUUGAAAUUUUCCGAGGAUUUAAAAUACAACAUGAAAGUUAACUUGGCUGAUAUUAGAUUGUCAACUAGAUUCCUUAAUAGACCAGAAAAAAUGAACAUCAAAGGAUCGAUGGGUGGACUUUAUGUGGAAUCGAAUAAGAAAAUUAUUAUUCAUCCGAUUGGGGUGAAAUUUAAUUUUGAUUUUGUUCAAGAGUCUUGGAAUCGAUUGCCAAUGGUGACGGCUAAUAUGAAAUUUAAUGUAAUUCAAUGUGAUAUUGGUGCGGAGACGAUAAGCAAUUAUUCAGAUGUAAUGAAAGCUUAUAGGGCUGGGAUGGAAGCUUCUAAUAGUUUGUGGGAGGAUUUCUUGAGAAGGCGAUGUGGCAAUGAUAUUGAGACAAAUCGAGAACGAUUGCAGAAAGUUUAUCUGCCGGAAGUUGAACAUAAAAAAACAGCUGAACCAAAGGAAGAAUUCUAUCAGGAUGAUUUAAGAGCUGGUGCUUUUCAAUUUGUGGAAAUGGUAUCUGAUACUUUUUUGCCGAUGCCUUAUCAAAUUCAAAUUAUUAAAAAGAAUUAUGGUAUAAUUUGUUGGCGAUAUCCACAGCCAAGGAAAAUGGCUAAGAUUCAUAUAUUUCCUGUACCAAUGGCAGUUCCCAAUCCAAUUCGUAUCAAAUGUCGAAUGGAAUACUAUAGUGAAGCACAUGAAAGUUUCUUGCAUUAUUGUGAUUUUUGGCUAUCGGAAACUGUUUCGCUGUCAAUUCAGCUUCCUGAUCGGGAGAUAACAGCAAAUAUUUGGCGUGUUGUGAUUCAGCAAUCGCUGGUGUCAAUUAAUCGUGAAUGUUUCGAUACAAGUGAGGAGGAUGAAGAACUUAGAUCGAUUGUCAGCAUCGGCAUCGAUGAGAUUCUCAAUUCAGCUAAAAAAGAAUCCGACUUUAUACUACAUCCAAAAGUACUAGUUGGCUGUAUGCGAAUAGAUACAAUAUUCCGACCAUGUGCAAUCCCUAAAUUCCAAAUACUUCUGAACAUCAAUGAAAUGCAAAUAAACCUUCAGAAUCAUCAAAGCAUUGAUUCUAAGCUUCCUGUAGAGUUAAAAAAAUUCAAAAUUUCCGAAAACUCUAAACCAAUAAAUCAAACAUUCGCCCGCAUAGGAUUUGAAAAGACUAGUAUUCAUGCAUCGUUCCAUACGUUAAGCAAUUAUUCAAUACAUUCCGAAUUGAAAUUUGGUAUUAAAUGCUUAGAUCAUGGUUAUCUUAAUCUAAUUUCAAUGAUUGAAGAUACUGAUUUGAGUGCUUUUUUUAGAAUAAACUCUGCUGUCGAAACUAGCAUUGUUGCCGAUCGGCUUAGCUUAAAUUUAGGUCCAUCGAUACUGCAUAAUUUGAUUUGCGCCAAACAAAACUGGGAAGCUUACUUCCGUGAAGAAAGUGAUCGGAAAUCUUAUCUUAUAAGUAAAUUUAUUGUUGCAAACCGAACUCACACAAGUCUGAGUUUUGGCCAAAGCGGCACCGAUGAACGAAUACUGUUGAAUCCCAAAGAAUGUUGUAAAUAUUCUUUCCACAGUGAUUGUUUCGGUCAGGAGUUAACUUUUUACCUGUUCGAUGGAAGAAUCGAACACAAAAGUAAUUCUGUUGGUAUAACUCUGGAAUUUCCAGCAUCGUCUGAGAGCAUUGUCAAUCAUGUACCAAUCGAUGAUAAAUGCUUAGUUGUAAGAACCCGCAAACUAUCAGCAACACAGUAUUAUAUUCUAAUCAAAGGACAAAUUGAACUAAUAUCUAUGGUCAAUGAAUCAUUCCUGUUGGAAUUUUAUCGAGAUGAUAAGAAGACUGAAGGCACUGAAAUUCGUUUGGAUGAAAAAGAUCGAGCUACAUUUUUACAGCCUGUUAUGACUGAUAGCAAUAUAUGUAUAAGACUGAAAAUGGAAGGUGAAAAGGGCAAAGGACAAACUGGAAACAUUCCUCUAAAGUCAAACAAAAGUUAUCCUUGGUUGGUUAAAGUUCCCGUAAGUGGUCCUGAUAAAUAUAUCAGCUAUUGGAUUCGAAUUAUACGGGAAUCCAUUCCGCAACUUUAUACAGACACAUAUCAUCCAGAAAAAAUCCUCAUAUGCAUUUGGCCAAUUUUUGAGGUGCGUUCAAUGAUGACUUGUCCAAUGAAUGCGAUAGAGAGCUCAACAAAUAAUCAAUUUAUCAUUGCUCCGGAAGGAAAAAGUCAUGCACUGAGUGUUCCAGCAACACAUCAAACUGAUCAUCGAAUAACGUUUAACGAUGAUUUUAAGACAGCACCUGAUUUCAAUCUCACACUAAAAGCAAUCGAUUGGAAUAAAUUCUUUUGGUAUGAUGAAAAAAUCUGGACUGUAGAUAAAUCACUUGCCGAACUAAGUAAACCAGCAGCCAUUAAAUGGCCAAUGAACGAUGAAGAAGAACUCCGAAUACGACGAAAUUGUAUGGACACUAAAACUACUUCUCUCCUCUACAAAUGUUCACCAAGCAGAGAAUUUUCGUGUACCCUUAGCCUUGAGGUUGCACCUUGGGGUACUUUUAUUAAUGCUACUGGACAAAAGAUUGCAGUACAGAAUUCAAAGUCAAUGGUUUUAGGUGAAAUUGUUUCGAAUGCAAUCGGAAUGUUACCUCUGAUUAAAUCAGAAUUUACAAUUGCAAUUGAAAACGGUGGAUCAUGGGUUUCGUCACUGCCAAUUAUCUUUGAUAAAAGUGUUGAGGUAGCAAAAAGAAAAUGUUAUCGUUUGAAUGAAAAUGACUCAACGGAUAUUGUCAUUUUGAGAGAGAAAGAAGUUUUCAAGUUCUAUUUAACGUUCUGUACGGAAAAUGAAAGAAACGUCUUUGUUUUGAAGCCAAAAUAUGUGAUAGCUAAUAUGACUAAGCAACCACUUGUUGUGUUGCCGUUCUGCUUGGAUCAUAAAGAAACAACUGGCCGAAAGAAUGUUGAAGUAUUAGGCGGUGGAAAUGGUGUAUCAGUGUCAGUUGGAACAACCUCAGAGUACAGUAUUGGAAUGUGUAUUGACGGAUUCCAUGACUUAAAUGUACACAAAUCUUCAAGGUCAACAGAUUCGGCUUUUGUGUUCUUCGUUUGUAUUAAAGUAACAGCGCGAUCGGAUGUAUCCAUACCAAUAACAUUGAUGCAUCCAUUUAAUAGAAAAUGCUUUAGUGUUCAACAAAAUGAGUCAUCUGUUCCAUUAUCAGCAUCACUUAUCGAAAAGAGUGGUCAAUUCUUUUUAAAUAUUUUCGACGACACAUCACCCAUGAUAUUGCUAAACAAUCAAACUGAUUUACCCCUUCUAAUUGGACAAACGACAAGUUCUGAAAAUAGUAAAGUUUCAAAUACUAUACCUGAAUAUGAUGGCAAACAUUGUGAAUGGUAUCAAAUAUCAAGACCACAUAGCCGAAUGUAUUAUACGCCACCAACAACGUAUGCAAAUUUUCCAGAUGUUGAAAAUUCUGUUUGUAAUAUUAGUAUAGCUUUGUAUAAUGAAAAUAUAACAAAGAAAACAAUAAAAUGGUCAAAGUCAAUUAAAACAAAUGCAUCAUGGGAGAAAUUUCUUCAUAUACCAGCACAUGGUGAUGUUAAAGUUAUUGUAUGUGAUAAACAUCGAAUAAUAAGAGUUUCGAUAUUUUAUAUUGCACAGCAACUUGAGUUCUCCGUUAAGGACCUUCGUUCACGUCUUCUUACCCCACAAUCAAACGAUUCCCCCGAAAAUACCAGUUCCAACGCACAAGACAUCGACACGAUUCUAAACGAUGAGCCACUUCAACGAAUCAAACCAUCGGCAUCAUCACAAUGCAUCCAUCAAUCAUGUGAUCCCUCUUCCUUACCAAAUGCUCCGCUUAAAAUAUUAUUCUCUAUAAACGAAAUCAAUGUGAAAAUCUUUGUUGAAUGCAAAAGUGUAGACUAUUUGAAAAAGGAAAUUUUCGCUCUGUACAUUGAUGAUUUCCUACUUUCUUACAACAACAGUAAAAGAACUCUAAAUUUGCAACUCACCAAUCUUCAAAUUGAUAAUCAAUUAUUUUCAUCGGGAAAUUACGACUUCCCAGUGAUACUUUGCUCUCAAGAACUUUAUAAACGAUCGUCAAAUUCCCCCUCGGUGUAUCUGAUCAAAAGAUGUCAUGAAGAAGAACGUCCUAGUCCAAUGGCAGAAGUAACAAUGGUUUUCUAUGAUGACGAACUCAAAGUUUCUUCAGUGACUUGUCGACUAAGCCCCAUCAGGACUUACAUCGAAGACACUUAUUUGAAUGAAGUACUGGACUAUUUAGUUGAAUGUGCUCCAGGCAAUGUUGUAUCUCAAUCAGGCUCGUCCGAUUUCUAUGUCAAUUUAGCGGAAGGAGAGUUUUUAAUUCCAAAGGAUAUUGUUGCCAAGGCUUUAUACAUAUCUGAACCGAUGAAGAUGCAAAGCUUCCGAAUCGAGUCUAUGAACGUUUUACUUUCAGUACACACUUGCGUCCGUUUAUACAUUGCCCUGGAUCAUAGUCCGCUGCAAUUCUCCUCCUACGAGAGACAGGAUAUCCUCACACUUCCUCUUCGAUUCGGUCAUACCCUCGGAAUGCAUUAUCUAUCCGGAGCACUUUUCGGUGCAGGUUGGGUUGUUGGAUCACUUGAGAUGCUAGGAAGUCCAAGUGGUUUAGCUCGAUCUUUCUCAAUGGGUUUGAAGGACUUUGUAUCAAUGCCUGUCCAGGGUCUUCUAAGAGGCCCCUGGGGCUUUGUUGUUGGUGUAACACAAGGAUCUGCUUCACUUUUGCGAAAUGUAACAGCCGGUACUGUUAAUUCAGUGAGCAAGCUAGCAGCCUCCGUAUCGAGAAAUUUAGAUCGACUCACUCUGGACCCAGAACACAUUCAACGAACUGAAGCUUUGAGAAGAUGUCGACCGCAAGGAUUCACCGAAGGCUUUACCCAAGGAAUCACAGGUCUUGGAAUCAGUAUUUUAGGAGCUGUCGGAGGAAUUGCCAGACAUACCUUAGAAGCUCGAACUACAUCGGAAGUUGUUACGGGAAUGGGCAAAGGUAUUGUUGGUGCUCUAACAAAACCAAUCAGUGGAGCUGCUGAGCUACUAGCACUCACCGGGCAAGGUGUUUUGCAUACAGUUGGAUUUAAUACGAUGCCACAUCAACGAUCGCCAUCGGUUCCCCGGAAUAUUGCUGUGCAGAUUUCGGAACAGAAAGUGUGGAAUCUGCUGUUGAGGAGUAUUCUUAAAAGUGUGCUUGAAAAGGAUCAGAUAUUGUUCUACAACGAAGUUACUUUGGUGGUUGAUGGGAAACUCUGUCCAGGAUCUGUGUUCCUUACGUCAACUAUUUUGGCUCUUUUUGACUCAAAAAGUAGUAAAUUUUCAUUCAUAAAUCCUUCACAAAGGCUAGAACUUUCCUUUGAUGCGAAUGAUAAGACGCUGCUGAAUGUUUGUGUUAAAAAACAACGAAAUGAGUUUGAAGAGGGUUCCUCUUAUACCAAUCAGCGAAUAAUGUCUUUUCUUCAAACAUCAGGACAUCAUAUGGGAAUGAGUAUGACAACAGAAUCAUUUGAUGAUAUUUUGAAAAAGGAUUCGUUGCAAAAUAGUUGUUCAUUUUAUUUGAGUGAACAUUUGGGACAGUAUUUGAUUGAAUAUUUAAAAAUUAUUAAUUUAAAUAAUUCAUAGAACCCACCCACACACAAAAAAAAAUAUACAUAAAUUAAUGCAAAUUUUUUGAAAUGGUAGUGAUUUUUAAAAU